CACCGGAAGCAGUGAUGCCUGAUCCUGUCUGCCUUGUCGCUGGCACCCCAAAUCGCCUUAUGGUUGUUAAGACUUCAACGGUUUCUCCUGUAUCUGCGGGAAUUUCUGUCUGCAGAGGUGUUCAGAGAUAAGAAAACAGAGUCAGCGCGGGGUUCUCAUCGUGGAUAUCGUGUUAAAUCUGAAGACAAGAGGCCUUUCUUUCUAUUUCUGGAGCUACUUCGUCCCCCCGGUCCUGUGUCUCUGGUGUCGUCGCCGUCCUGUGACGGAUUCACCCUCUCAUCUGUCGGGUGCAAGGAGGAGAGGACGCAAAGAUGCCGAAACCGAUCAACGUCCGAGUGACCACCAUGGAUGCAGAGCUGGAGUUUGCCAUCCAACCAAACACCACAGGGAAACAGCUCUUUGACCAGGUGGUGAAGACGGUGGGACUGAGGGAGGUCUGGUUCUUCGGUCUGCAGUACAUCGACAGUAAAGGCUACAUCACCUGGCUCAAACUCAACAAGAAGGUGACUCAGCAGGAUGUGAAGAAAGAGAACCCUCUGCAGUUCAAGUUCAGAGCCAAGUUCUUCCCUGAGGACGUUUCAGAGGAACUAAUCCAGGAGAUCACACAGAGACUCUUCUUCCUGCAGGUGAAAGAGGCCAUUCUGAACGACGAGAACUACUGUCCUCCAGAGACGGCUGUGCUGUUAGCGUCGUACGCCGUCCAGACGAGGUAUGGAGACUACAGCAAAGACGUCCACAAGCCUGGCUACCUGACCCACGACAGACUGCUGCCUCAAAGAGUCCUGGAGCAGCACAAACUGACCAAGGAGCAGUGGGAGGACCGGAUACAGACCUGGCAUGAAGAACACAGAGGAAUGCUCAGAGAGGACUCCAUGAUGGAGUAUCUGAAGAUCGCUCAGGACCUGGAGAUGUACGGAGUCAACUACUUUGAGAUCAAGAACAAGAAGGGCACGCAGCUGUGGCUGGGCGUGGACGCACUCGGCCUCAACAUCUACGAACACGAAGACAAGCUGACACCAAAGAUCGGCUUCCCCUGGAGUGAAAUCCGAAACAUUUCCUUCAACGACAAAAAGUUUGUCAUCAAACCGAUCGACAAGAAAGCGCCGGUGAGGGACUUUGUGUUUUACGCCCCACGACUGCGCAUCAACAAGCGGAUCUUGGCGUUGUGUAUGGGGAACCACGAGUUGUACAUGAGGAGGAGGAAGCCCGAUACCAUCGAGGUGCAGCAGAUGAAGGCUCAGGCGCGGGAGGAGAAGAACCACAAACAGAUGGAGAGGGCUCAGCUGGAGAACGAGAAGAAGAAGCGCGAGUACGCAGAGAAAGAGAAGGAGAGGAUAGAGCAUGAGAAAGAGGAGCUCAUGGAGAGGCUGAGGCAGAUUGAAGAGCAGACGAUGAGAGCUCAGAAAGAGCUGGAAGAGCAGACCCGCAAGGCUCUGGAGCUGGAGCAGGAGAGGAAGCGGGCGAGAGAGGAGGCAGAGAGGCUGGAGAGAGAUCGGCAUGCGGCAGAGGAGGCGAAGGCAGAGCUGGCCAGGCAGGCUGAAGACCAGCAGAAGAACCAGGAGCAACUGGCUUCAGAACUGGCUGAAUUCACAGCUAAGAUCGCCCUGCUGGAGGACGCCAAGAGAAAGAAAGAUGAGGAAGCCACAGAAUGGCAGCACAAGGCUCUAUCCGCCCAGGACGACCUGGAGAAGACCAAGGAGGAGCUGAAGACCGCCAUGACGGUGGUGCCGGCUCCUCCGGACGGCAACUCCGAGAACGAGCACGACGAGCAGGACGAGAACCACGCCGAGGCCAGCGCCGAGCUCUCCAACGAGGGGGUCAGCCAGCUGGACCUCCGCAGCGAGGAGGCGCGCGUCACCGAGGCCCAGAAGAACGAGAGAGUCAAGAAGCAGCUGCAGACGUUAAGUUCAGAGUUGGCCGAGGCCCGAGACGAAACCAAGAAGACGCAGAACGACGUGCUGCACGCCGAGAACGUGAAAGCGGGUCGGGACAAAUACAAAACCCUGCGCCAGAUCCGACAGGGCAACACGAAGCAGCGCAUUGAUGAGUUCGAGUCCAUGUGAGGGCGGCACCUUUUUGUCCUCGGGGGGCGUCCCCGCUCACGAACUCUCCCCCUCAGUGGACGCUCGCUCUUCAUGGACAUCAGAGAAAUGAUCUUGUGACAAACUGCCAAAGUCCCCCGCCCAACAUUUCCACUCUGAAGUCUGAACGUUUCGGAUGUCUGCCUACACGCCACUCUGAACAAGAUCGUCUAUAAACAACCCUUACGAGAAACCAAAAUUGAAUCUUUUUAUUUUAAGCUAACUCGGCCAUAGAGAGCUACGUUUUUUUUCUUUGUUAUGCUUGAUGCAAAAGGUGUAGUAUGUUUCAGUUAACCUGUCCUUACUUGUGUUUUUAAGUUUCCUCCUGCUUUUUGUUUGACUUGUUUUAUCCAUGACGCCCUUCUUUUUAGUCGUCUGUCCAACAUGUAGUCCAAGGAUGUGAACAUAGACGAGAGCUCGGGGGGGAAAGUAGGUCAAUAUUUUCAUUUGGCGUCAAGCUUAUUAUGCUUUCAAUCGAUUAGAUCCAUUUAAACAGUGAAAACAUGACUCUGCAGUAUUCUAGUAGCUUCACGUCAGGCUCAGUUAAACGUCAAUAUUGGCAGUAUUUUGAAUGAAGCUGACCCGACUCGUCCCGCGGCAGGUUCUGAUGAAUGAAUGUAGUCCAGGUUACAAAAGGGAAAGUGUUUUUUUACAUGCAGAGGGGAUAGAGUAGCAGGAAGCUAUUGCCCUCCGGUGAGAAAGUGUUCAGAUAAGCUAAGUUGUGUAGCUGUGUGUGUGUGUUUGUGUGUUUCUGAUGCGUCCCAGUGUUUGACUCCCGGUCACCACAGAUGGUUUUCUCUGCCUGCCAGCUCACAGAGGAUCCCGCAGUGUUUCGUGGACAGACAGAGGAACAGAGACGUCGGCUGUUUGUCUGUCUGUCUAAACAUUUGUGUGUGUGUGUAGCGUGAAAGAUGGAGUGUAUGCACGCGUGUGUGUGGAACCUCUCUGACUGGGGAGCUUAUGAAAACAUCAGUCCUCGCUCUCAGGACGAAUCUCUACCUCAGUAAUGUUCGCAGUGGUGACAGGAAGUCAAACACUCCCCCUCCUCCUGAAGGUCAAAAGGUUAUGUUACAUGGCUGCUGUUACAGAUGUGGGCAGAGCUUCUUUGCUGGCUUGCAUGUUGCUUAAGGAUUUUAAACUCUGCGCAUUAUGUCGACAUGUUACGGGGGUCAGCAGGGAGACUCAAAACGGGGUGUAAUGGCUUCAAAUGUAGACCUUUUAUUUUGAAGGGUAAGAUGAGGAAGUAGGUGUUAAAUUGUCUCUUUAAAGGGUCAAAGUAGGAGUUGCUGGUCUACUGUUACCCUGAUGUUAUGACGCCUAAUCGGAUUCGACGAGACCAGCAACUUCACUUGGAUGGCUUUUUAAGAGCCCACCUCUCUUCGAUGUUUCCACACUUAUAAAACCAACCCAAGCUCAUCAGAUUGCAGCCAUUACAUCCCCAUUUGGAUCUGUAGUUCCUUCCUGCUCAGACACUCCCAUUUAUUCUCAUCUUCAUCCUUACAAGUAGUUCCUAACAUGAAGGGACCUAGCUUGUGUAAAUCUCUCCAGCGUCCUCUGGAGGUCACGGCCAAUUUCUUCCCCUCAAUAUUAAAAAUCCAAACUCCCCUGUUUGUGCUCAGACGGCAACAUGACUCCAUCUUUUGUGGGAAUUAGCUCAUUUUUUGAACAGGUUUUCUUUUUUUAUUAACAAUAUGACGAGAAAAUGUUCCCGGUGUUGUUUUUACGUGACAGCUGGUGCAGGUUGAUAUUUUUUAAUAGACAAAGUUUUAAAGUUAAAGCACUUGUACGAGGCUGGACACUGAAGCCUGCCUUUUGUGUUUCCCUUCAGUGUCCGUGGUUUAGUGUCGUGUUUGCCAUAGUAGGUGGAGAAUGAACUGGUGCUUCCAGCCCAUAUUUUUGUAUUUUGUUCAGAGAGCCUGAACCAGCAGCAUGCAUCGCUAUAGUGGACCGGUUCACCAGAGGAGGAGGAAACUCUCACGUCCACGUCCGCUGUGCGUCUGUAGUGAUGCCUGCUCUGGCACCAGCUGUCACGUUUGGCCGUUUUUUUUUCUCCUUAUGUUCAUGUUUAGUAAUCUUUUCGAUAGAUGGCACAGAUGGAGUCCGUUUCAUUGGUUCACAAAUAAAAGUUUUAAAUUUUGA
Molecule: messenger RNA, 4220 nt
Organism: Notolabrus celidotus (New Zealand spotty)
Lineage: Eukaryota; Metazoa; Chordata; Actinopteri; Labriformes; Labridae
Product: radixin-like
Exons: 15
Coding region: 312-2063 (583 amino acids)
Biological process (GO): regulation of cell shape; regulation of organelle assembly; positive regulation of early endosome to late endosome transport
Cellular component (GO): plasma membrane; cytoskeleton; adherens junction
Molecular function (GO): cell adhesion molecule binding; actin binding
Source: RefSeq, a predicted model, not a curated record